CUCGCGCGGGCGUCUCACUCAAGCCACGCGCUGCCCUGAGAGAACAUUGUGGUCUUCGCUCUCGGACCCUUUUUCCUCACAUUCUAACCAAAAUGGAGAAAAAGAGCGAAAUUAACGGCCACGCCAUGUCUGCUGCUGCCGAGCGGCCCUCGGAGAAAGAAGCCCACAGGAGCGCGAAGGAGAAGCUGCUGGCGUUCCUGGGCAAGAACCUGCUGGUCCUCAUGACGGUGUCGGGGGUUGCGGUGGGCGUGGGGCUGGGCAUGACGGUCCGCCACAUGGAGCUGACCAAGGCGCAGGUGACCUACUUCGCCUUCCCGGGCGAGAUGCUGCUCCGCAUGCUGAAGAUGAUCAUCCUGCCUCUGGUGGUCUGCAGCCUCGUGUCCGGCGCCGCCAGCCUGGACACGCGCUCCCUGGGCAAACUGGGCGGCAUCGCGGUGGGCUACUUCCUGGUCACCACGCUCAUCGCUUCUGGCAUCGGCGUCGCCUUGGCGUUCAUCAUCAAACCCGGCGUGGGCGCGGGCUCGCUCAACACCAACACGCUCGGUCUGGAGAGCAUCAGCAACGAUAAGGAGACCGCGGACUCGUUUCUGGACCUGGCCAGGAACUUAUUCCCGUCCAAUCUGGUGGCUGCUGCUUUCCGCUCUUAUGCCACCGGCUACAAGAUGGUUGCUUCAGGCAAUGACACCAAUGGCACUACCCUCUACCAAAAGGUGCCUGUUGGGACAGAAGCAGAUGGCAUGAACAUCCUGGGUCUGGUGUUAUUUGCUAUGGUGUUCGGUGUGGCACUGAGGAAGCUUGGAGAUGAGGGCGAGGAACUUAUCCGUUUCUUCAAUGCCUUCAACGAGGCAACCAUGGUACUGGUGUCUUGGAUCAUGUGGUAUAUUCCCUUCGGCAUCAUGUUCCUGGUGGCCAGUAAGAUUGUGGAGAUGGACGAUGUGGUUUUAUUGGUCGCUAGCCUGGGAAAGUACAUCUUUGCUUCCAUUCUGGGCCAUAUCAUCCACGGCGGAAUCAUCCUGCCACUCAUCUACUUCGGCUUCACACGCAAGAACCCCUUCAGUUUCCUGUCUGGCCUCAUUACGCCCUUCACGACCGCCUUCGCCACCUGCUCCAGCUCAGCAACUCUUCCCUCCAUGAUAAAGUGUGUGGAGGAGAACAACGGCGUGGACAAACGCAUUAGCCGCUUCAUCCUGCCCAUUGGUGCCACAGUUAACAUGGAUGGAGCGGCCAUAUUCCAGUGCAUCGCUGCUGUCUUCAUCGCUCAGCUCAACAACGUCGAGCUUGAUGCUGGACAGAUAUUCACUAUCCUGGUGACAGCCACCGCCUCCAGUGUUGGUGCAGCAGGCAUCCCAGCUGGUGGCAUCAUCACCAUUGCCAUCAUCCUGGAGGCCAUCGGCUUGCCGACCAAUGAUCUGUCCCUCAUGUUGGCUGUUGACUGGAUUGUGGAUCGUACCACCACAGUGGUCAACGUGGAAGGCGAUGCUCUGGGUGCCGGGAUCCUGCAUCACAUCAACCAGCAGGAGAUGAAAAGGCAGCAGGAGGGGGAGGAAGGAGGUGAGCUGUCAGAGGUAAGGGUGGAAGCAGUGGUCAACAUCCAGGCAGAGGAGGAGACCUCACCUCUUGUCAGUCACCAAACCAAAACCCCGGAGGCUACACCGGAAGCCAUUGAGUCAAUCCUGUGAGCUUGUUUUUCUUUUGGAUUCAUAGCGUUGAUGUUGGAACACUAAUCUGACAGAUGAGUGAAACAAAUCAAGUCUGUCGGGAGCCUGUAAAUGCACACGUCACUGCCGGUUUUAUGGACUUAGUAGUAAGGUCAGAUUAGUGAGUUAAACAACUUUGCUUCAUGCGUUCACAUUAUGUAUAAACUGUACCUCAAACA
Messenger RNA from Nerophis lumbriciformis (worm pipefish), 1876 nucleotides. Lineage: Eukaryota; Metazoa; Chordata; Actinopteri; Syngnathiformes; Syngnathidae. The record is from RefSeq and is a predicted model, not a curated record.